AGUCGUUCAUUUGAUAACUAAACCCCUUAUUUCUCAAAUCCCAAAACCCUAGACGUUGCUUCUCUCUUCUCUAGAACCUUUUACAACGAUGGCCAAAACUUUGAACGAAGAAACAAUCAAGAAGGUCAUUCGUCAGGUCGAGUUUUACUUCAGUGAUAGUAAUCUUCCAAAAGAUGGGUUUCUUAAGAAAACUGUGGAUGAAAGUGAAGAUGGAUUGGUAAGUUUAGCUUUGAUAUGUUCGUUUUCACGGAUGAGGUCUCAUUUGGGUUUGGGGCCGUCAAAGCAGGAAGAGAUAUCAGAUGAUACUAUACAAGCUGUUGCUGAAGCUCUAAAGGCUUCUUCUUUUCUUAAGAUUUCGGAAGAUGGGAAAUGUGUUGGUAGAGUCACAGAGCUUUCGAAGCCCGAGGAGGUUAUAGAGCAAAUAGAUGUUAGGACGAUUGCUGCAUCCCCAUUGGAAUACAGUGUCAAGCUUGAAGAUGUGGAGUCCUUCUUUGGUCAGCAUGGCAAGGUUAACAGUGUGAGGCUGCCUCGGCAUGUAGCUGACAAAAGGAUGUUUUGUGGCACUGCUCUGGUUGAGUUCGCCAGUGAGGAAGAUGCGGCUAAUGUUGUGAAGCAAAACUUGAUUUAUGAAGGAGUUGAAUUAGAACUGAAACCAAAGAAAGAUUUCGAUGUAGAAAGAGCCAACGAAGAGAAAGAAGUUGAGCAUAACCGUCCUCAUCUUGGUCCAAAUAGUAAAAACAAUUCGAAGCCUGAACUAGACUAUCCAAAGGGCUUGAUCAUUGCAUUUAAGUUGAAGAGAAAAAGCUCUACAGAACAAAAUGGUAAUCAUCAAGCGGCUGCUGAAAGCGCAAGUGCUCCCGAAACAGAAGGCAAUAAAGAUACAACAAAAGACAAUGUCAAGGUGACAGAAGAGGUGUCAGAAGUUAGAGAUGAAGACAACAAUAAGGAUGAUGAAAAAGAUGCUGAGAAUGGAAGUGGGGAGACUGAUGUUCAGAAUCCUGAAGCUGUAGAGAAAUCCAUGGACAGUCCAACUGAAGAGGAUGAUCAAGCUCCUGCUGAAGAAAAAUUAUCAAUUCCUGCUUGCAAGGACAACAAGGACAUUGUUAUGCGCGAAGACUUGAGGAGCAUUUUCCAAAAAUUUGGCACUGUGAAGUUUGUUGAUUUCACGAUUGGAUCAGAAUCAGGUUAUAUAAGGUUUGAAAAUGAAGGGGCUGCACAGAAAGCACGUGCUGCUGGUGUACUUGCUGAAGAAGGUGGUUUGACGGUGAAGAAUUUCAUUGCUGCCUUAGACCCAGUAACUGGUGAUGCUGAGAAGGAAUACUGGAGUAUGUUCCGUAAUAACCAGGACAAACGCCGUGACUUUAAUAAAGGGAAUAGGGGAAGGGGAGGAAGAUACAACAGAGGCGGGAAGCAUUCGCGUCCAAGGGGAAACGAUUCAGGUGGUCGCCCAAACAAAUUCCAGAAAGUUAGGUCAUGAGAAAUUUAUCUUUACAAAGAACAUGUCAAGCUAUUUUGUCUCACAUUACUGCGAUGAUACUUUGUUGAAAUGUGUUAGCAAUUUUGUGGCCUAAUCUAUGUCUCAAUAUCAUAAAAAUGGUUUUGUUCUCCAUUUUCUGUUUUCCUUAGUCAAAGUUAUAUGGUAGUGCAACUUUGUUGAA
Nicotiana tabacum (common tobacco) is the source of this 1658-nucleotide messenger RNA. RefSeq names its product la protein 1. The record is from RefSeq and is a predicted model, not a curated record. NCBI's taxonomy places the organism in Eukaryota, Viridiplantae, Streptophyta, Magnoliopsida, Solanales, Solanaceae. Gene Ontology annotation, cellular component: ribonucleoprotein complex; nucleus. Gene Ontology annotation, molecular function: mRNA binding. Gene Ontology annotation, biological process: RNA processing.